Anopheles funestus (African malaria mosquito) is the source of this 6957-nucleotide messenger RNA. RefSeq names its product limbic system-associated membrane protein. The transcript has 12 exons. NCBI's taxonomy places the organism in Eukaryota, Metazoa, Arthropoda, Insecta, Diptera, Culicidae. Gene Ontology annotation, cellular component: axon; neuronal cell body; plasma membrane. Bases 2393 to 3832 code for a protein of 479 amino acids. Gene Ontology annotation, molecular function: protein binding; axon guidance receptor activity. The record is from RefSeq and is a predicted model, not a curated record. Gene Ontology annotation, biological process: homophilic cell-cell adhesion; synapse organization.
UGCCUUUUGAACCAGUUUUUGGUUCCCCUUUGCGUUUCUGGCCAUCCCUCAUUUCGUGCUCGUUUCAACGGGGGACGUUUUCGGGAAAUGGUAUGGCUUGAUUAUUUUUAAUUUCUUCUUCACCAUCGUUCGAUUUUGCUUGCGUUUGUGUAAACUAUUUAUUUUCCAAUUACGUUGUCAACCUCACGGCGAAAGGCAAUCACGCUUCGGUUGGUUAUAUUGGCGAAAUGAGGUCUUCAUACUAGUGAUGCAAUGGAUACGGCAGUUUCGUGGAUGAUAAAUUUAAUGGGAAAACUACACCCCGCACCGAUUGGAUACAUUUGGUGUUUGUUCUAGGGAUAGUUAUUUUUCAAUUUAUAAGAUGAAAGAAAAAUCAUGGAAACAGAUUUAUUUUACAUAUAGUAUAGUAGUUUGGUGUUUUAUUUUACAAGAAUAAUUUUCCAUUACUACACACUGGUUGAAUGGACCAUAGGAUGAGUGUUUUAAUGAGCAAAGCAAUUCUAAAAGUCACUAUUUUUUGUGUAUGUGUCUGAGACAAAAGCUCAGCUGGCAGCAGCCAAAACACCCCAGAGGAAGCAUAAAUAAUUAGUACCGUCUAGCCGGUUCGGUUUCACUUCAAACCGUACACUCCGGUUAAUUGCAUUUCAGAGUUCUUGAGCUUUUUUGUCUGUUGAUGCUUUUGCUCAAAGGGAAUAAAGUAGGAUAAGAUAUAACCCCAUCACAUACAGAUCUGCAGCUAAGAACAUAGUUACGGUUGCUAGGGAGUCUGUCCGCUUCUUGGCGUCCUCGUGAAACACUUCCGUGUCAUGCAACAUGCUUGCAUGUGUUGCUAACGCGUGUUAUUCUGCUCUCCUUCGCAAGGAGAAUUUAUGAUGUAACGCAUGCGCAAAAACAAAAGAAUUUACGAUGGGGAAAAGUAAACGAAAACCAAGCAUUUGAGAGCGUAAACUUUAUGAAGUACCAGAAAAAAGAAUCGGAAUUUCAAGGGUAUCUUUUCCCACGAAAAUAACCGGCAAAUAUUCGGGGUUUGUUUUACGUACGUUCUGUGUUUGAUUAUUAUCAUUUACAGCUUUAUGAUCGCAACAAAAUGCCUCUCGAGCGUGUGUGCGUGUGUGUUGCGUGUGGUUUAUCUGGAGGUGAUGUGACUUAUGAGAUUUAUAAGACUUUAGCCUGGAGAAUUAGUAAGGCUGUAAAUCUUAUGCUUAGGUUUUUAUGAGGAAAAAUAAGUCCAUUAUAUUUUUUUCAGAGAUAUUUUACAAAUAUUUUAUUAUUAUUGAUUAUGAUUCUUAAAAAAAAUGAAAAGAUAAAAAAAAUAAUUUUAAAAAUAUUGAAACCAAACUAUUGAGUUGAUAUCAGUCAAAAAAUAAUAUCUUAUCAGAUUAAUCCUGUUGUAAGAUAUCCUGCAGAAGUCAGUUAGCUUGUCAACAUUAGCAACAUUUUCCCCCUCAAAAAUCGAAUGCACUCGGAGAGAGCGAAUCCCCGAAUCCUUCAACAAGGAGAGUCUAUCUACGAUGGAGAGACACGAUUCGGCUAGUUGUCGUAUCGGUUUUUAGAACAUGCAUCCACGAGACGGACGCUUCAGUUCCAAGUUGUGCUUGGUCGGGAUUAGCCGUACUGUACCGCAGAGCGAUACUGGUGUGUUCAACAAUCCACAAAAACCUACCGCAGUGAUUCUAUUGCGAAGUUCUCGCGAGUUGUUUCCUAUCUCUGUGUGUACCGGUUCGUCGUAAGGCAAUAUAUACACAGAAGUAAAAGAACUACAAGUAAAAAAAUCCAAUCCGCUGGAAAUAAUAAACGGUAAAGUACGCAGUGAAGAUAAGUGUAAAGGCAGUUCUUCCUUCUGUUCGUUCCGGCCAGUGUUUACCGUCGGUGCCCCCACGAGGGAAGUGUUUGUGGUGGUGCGUUUGCGUGUGUACGUGUGUGCGUCCAGUGUGUUGUAAGCCGGAUUGUGUGAGGCAAAAAUAAAGGCCAUCUUACCGAUGGUCCGCAGCAGCAUAACCGUAUAGCUCAAUCGCCAAACGUUUUUUUGCCAACGGGUCCCGACGGUGGUCACAAGAGGCCGGUAUCCGGAAACGGAAUAGUAAUUAAAUUUUCUCUACCAGUGCUGGUGCUGCUGGUGCUGCUGCUGCUUCGGUACGAGCUUCUUGAGCUGGGUUUUUGGUGUGCUUAGUCUGGAGGACCUUGGGCCUUGGGCCGACCAAGCAAGCAGUCGAAAAGACGAAACCAUUUUUCGGGCGUUUUGGCGUAGACGGUACAGGACAAGGACAGUCUGCUGCUUGUGUUCGAGCGAAGCGUAACCGAUUCCGAGCAAACAAGAGAGACGCCCGUUGCCGUUCGCCAUUGCAGGAAAAAGGAACCAGUUUGGACGUGCACGGAAGUGAAAACCAUCACAAUGGGGGACGGUGUACGGUCGACGGUCAGCUGGACACGGACGCUUUUCGUUUUGCUUUUAAGCUGCGGAUUAAGCCACAGCUUCCCGGAGCCAUUUAUUUCAACAAUUGAUACUGACGCACCAACCGUCGCACCGAAAUUUAUGACUCGAGGGCAUCUCUACAAGGCUAUCAUCGGCGACUCGAUCGAGCUACCGUGCAAAGUAAAGGAUCUGGGAUCUUAUGUGCUGCUCUGGCGUCGGGGGACUUCGGUGCUUACGGCAGCUAAUUUAAUGGUGACACGUGAUCCAAGAUUCAAGCUGGUCGAGGGCUACAACCUGCAGAUAGCGAACGUGAAAAUCCAGGACGCCGGUGAUUAUAUUUGUCAGAUCGGUGAUAACGAAAGCCGGGAUCAGGUGCACACGCUGGAAAUACUGGUACCUCCCACAAUACGAGUGGUGCCCCAGAAUCGGCAAAUCACCGCCCGGAAGGGUAGCACCGUAACGCUGGAAUGCAAAGCAUCCGGUAACCCGGUGCCGGCCAUCUACUGGCACAAGAAGGAUGCUUUCAGCGGAUCGUCUCAUCUGUCGGAAAGUCCCACACUGCUGCUGGAGCGCGUCGAUCGACAUCAUGCCGGUGUGUAUCAGUGCACAGCGGACAAUGGUGUCCGGGAAGCCGUCCACGUCGAUAUCGAAGUUACGGUACUGUCACCACCAGAUAUAACCGUCGAGAAGACAUGGGUUCACGCUAGCGAAGGUUUCGACAUCGAUCUCGUAUGCAUCGUGCACGGUGACGUAAACUCGGAGAUGCUUUGGUACCAAAACUCCUUCCUGCUGGAUCCGACCGAUCGCCGCUCGAUGUACUCCCGAGGUGACAAGUACACGCUGAACAUACGAAACUUUCAACAAUCCGAUUUCGGAAACUACAGCUGCGUUGCCGACAAUGCCUUGGGCAGGACGAAAAAGUACAUCGAAGUUUCCGGCCGACCCGGCCCGGCAGCGUUUCUGUCACCGGCGUACAGCAACUAUCUCGACCGGUAUAAUCUCACCUAUACGAUAGAGUCUAUCCCACCGCUAGACGAGAUCAAGCUACUUUAUCGAAAGUUGAUGAUGAACGAAACAUAUCAACAUCCGGGCAGCUGGGAGGACACCAUUUUAGUGCCAACAUUAACCAGAUCCGAUCCUACACAUUUUAUUAUGUCGCAUGUGAUAAGGGGGCUUUCGCCGAACUCCGUCUACGAGGUAAUGAUCCAGGCACGGAACGUGCACGGCUGGAACGAGAUUAGUGACAUCCAUCAGUUCUACACGCGUAACUUCGAGCUUACUCCAAACGAGCUGGAGUUCGUCAUGAGCUCAAUCUCCAACAGUGGCCACCGGAAACCAUUCUCCCGGUCGGCAAGCUUUAAAAUGCUUCUCACCUGUCUUACGUUUGGGCUUCUCAGUGUGUCCGCAGUAAGAUGUUAAGUUGGGCAAGUAGCAGUUUGAAGAAAAGAAAAAAAAAACAAAUGCUUAGCAAUUUAUGAUAAUUUCCCAAUUUCCCGUAAGCUUCGUAACAACUGUAACAUAGUUUUCAACGUAAAUGUGUAAAGCAAGUGUCAUUUAGCUCACAGUAAAAAUUCGAUUCCAAUUUUUGGGUAAACAAAAAAACGCGGCAAACAUUUGCAAUCAUAAAGAAUCUAUCGUGCGUCUCGAGAGAAACAGAAGAAACCAAGGUGAUAUAGUCGAUAGGAAGUUGUAGUAGCAGGUGACUUUAAGUUGUUUGUUGUUUUAAGCUCCCAUUACACCCCAUCAGCUAGUGAAUAGUGAACUCCGAGUAAAUGGCUUACAUUAGUAAACUUCAUUAUAAAUAUUACUCGCAAAGCAAAGUAGGAUGAAACUGUAUACAAUGGUAAGAAUCGUGUUUUAUGUGAGUAAAUGUGACAGAGCAUCGGGGAUGAAUAGGUAUGAUGUAGGAAAAAGGAAACAAGAUUAAAAAGAAAAGAAAAAAAGCAGACCGAUGCCGAAUUCCUUUCCCGAAUUGAAUAAUCAACGUAUCCUUAGGUGAACAAAAAACAAAAAAACAAAAAACAAAACCAUCUUUGUGAACUAAUAUACUAAGCGAAUGUCUAUAGCAGUGAAAGUUUUUUCAAAGAAAGAUACAACGGUGAUCCUAGCACUUAGCGAGUAUUGCGUGAGCAGAAUCAAGUGUUUCCGUAGCUGUACAUAUAGAAAUCAUUUCAUGUCUCCCAUCCUUCUACCCCCUCCCACAGUUUCCUUUCCACGUAAUUAUGAAGUCCAUGACCGUGUACACUGGACCGUGAAUGUGAAUCGCUCCAGUGCGGCGAUAGAAUUAACCUCCGGCAGCAAAUAAUCGUGAUAGAUAUUUUUUGGGGGUUGGCGCAUUAAUAGCGGAAUCCUUCCGCUCCGAACGAACUGCUCUGGUCCAUUAGUGGUUCUAGCUACAUAAUAAGCCUUUUGCCUUUUACCCAGAGCCGAACGCUCGUCCACAAAAGUCCCUGAUCCCGGACAUUCUUAAUGGACUUUGAUGGAUCGAGUCACCAGGUUGAGCAUCUCGUACCAGUGCCCGUAAUGGAUGUUGCCAAGGUGUCCCCGAGGUGUAGGUAAAUUUUUAAUUCAUCAUCAAAAUCCCUACCGGAAGCUUUUAUUACCGUGCUCCGGGACGUGGUGUAACCCUUGCGCGAUUGGAAAGUUAACGUACGGCAGGGCAUCCAAGGCAAAGCAAUCCCUUCCCAAAAGCUUGGAGGUUGGGUAGGCGAAUAAGAAAAAAAUCAUCCAACCAAACUCUCACACAAAAACCUCGAAAACAAAAGUUCCAACCGAAGGUCGGGUCGAAGAUGUUCAAUACAUUUCAUCCCAUUUCGGGAGUGUGGUCGAUUUGGGGAUAUCAAGAGAGAAAGAGAGAGAGAGAGUUCCGGGUGGUUAGUAAGCGAAAUGGGACGGGGGAAACUUCUUCAAAAACCGGAUGAUGGAUUUCCACGUUUUUCACCUGGCCACCUGGUAAGACAUUGGUACAGCGAAAAGGGGAGGAAACUGGUUCGGGUGGCCCGGAAACACCCGGGCAAUGUUCGGCUUUUGGGAAAGUUUUUGCGCUUUUUGAAGGCUUUUAAAAAUGGCUACCCAACCGUAGAGUUACCACCGCCAGAGGUUUCGUUGCACAGUUGGUGCUGCUAACUUCGUGCACCGGAACCGAAGCUGUGGAUGUGGUUAGAGUGUUAAAGAAAAUGGCAGAACUGUAGGACACGAGCCUAGCCUAAGAAGGGAUAAGUGAAUGGGUGUUAAUGUUCGCUAAAGUGUUACAGAACCCAACCCCUCUUUAUAGCCGAGUGAGACCCAUGUGGCCUCGUCAAAUCUUAAAAUCCAUCCAACUUUUUUGUGUGUGUUUUUGUGUGUCUUUUGUUUUUAUCCAAGAGAAGGAAAAAAAGGGAACACAAGGAUUCCCCCUGCCCCCAUUUUGGGCCAAUCGCUUUGCUCGGCCACACCAACCGGAGACAAAAGUUUAUUCUCGAAGAAAAUGAUGAAUCUUUGAUUAAAAACACUAAAGUGCCUUAUCUACGAAUAGAUCGAGAAUGCUUUUGUCGCCCUUCUGGUGAUUGGUGUGGGGGAGGGGAGGGAUCUUGUGGGAGGGCGAGCUUCUUUUUAUGGUGGAGAUAAAAAUCACUUCAAUGGUUUUUGGGUGUUAGUAUGGUGCUUUCGAAGCACUAAGAAGAGUCCUUUUUUGAUUUUUUUUUGCUCUUGCAGUUACUUAAAAUAAGCACAGUUAUUUAUUAAAAAAAAUCAACACACUAUCAACGCUUGCAGAUUGAUUCGAUAAUUUUUGAUUCACGCUUUAAUCACACAACAGGUCUCAUUUUCUCACUACGUAAAGGAAACACCCAUUUUCCGACCCAAUUCAUAAACCAUAAGCUAGUAUCAUCCGGGCGUCACAAGCCGUAAAUCAAACAUUAGGCUGCAUUUGCUAGUGUGGAACUUAUCUACCCCGAAAACUCCUUCCCCACCCCAAAAAGUCCCCUAGUCCAGUAGAGUUUGUCAUCGAUAGGAAACGGUUCGGUGGAUAACAUUUAAUUGCGUCAACAAAUGGAACACAUUGGUGUGUCCGGUAGACUCGCUCUGUACAUAGGAAAUGAACAAAUAUCGUUAAAACUGUUCCCAUUCCUUAUCGCAUCGCAGCACCGUAAGGCACCAGCAGGUUUUUUGUCCCUCCUCCAUCCAAAAAAAAAAAUGUUCCCAUGCCCCCCAGCACACUAGAAACAUACGCCGUAAGUAGCCGUCUCUCGUAGUGUGUAGCCAUUGCGAACCGUGAUCCAUCCCGAUCGAAUGGUGGUAGAAUGUAAAUAUUGACUGUAGCUAUAGCACCAUUGAGAAUGCUCAUUGGAGAAUUAGAGAGCCGGAAACAGAGAGAAGAAAACAGAAAUGGAUCAUGCAAAACAGAAAACAGAAAGGAUGAAGUGGGCAAAUCGAAUCUUAACUAAGCGAAAUGUGACGAGAUAAAAGUCUUAUACAUAGUGCGAAAGGAAAAACCCCGUCUAGCCGGUAUGAACGUAAACUUGUGUAAAAUGUAACAGCCAAUAGAAAAUAAAUGAAGAUACUAA